UAGAUUCUCACCGAAAGCUCCAAAGGAGCUUGCCAAGAAGUUGCUCGAACUUUUCCUUCUUUUUGUAUUUGUUUUUCCUUUCCCAAUAAAUAAUUGUGCAAAGCUGCAUCUGCUCCUCCAUUUAAAGAGAGUGGACGUCUUAUCUCUAUCAAAAUUGCAUACACUUAUCUUCAAUUCAAUGGCAUUCAGUUCACCUUCUUCUUCGUCUUCUCCUCCUUCCACCCACAAAUGGCAUGUAUUCUUGAGUUUUAGAGGAGAUACUCGCAAUAAUUUUACUGCCCAUCUAUACCCUGCUCUAUGUCAAAGGGGAAUCAAAACUUAUAGAGAUGACAAAGAUCUUGAAGGAGGAGAGCCAAUUUCACCUACACUUCUCAAAGCCAUUGAAGAGUCAAUGAGUUCUAUUAUUAUAUUAUCUCCAGACUAUGCAUCCUCUACAUGGUGUUUGGAGGAGUUAACGAAGAUCCUUGAGUGUAAGAAAACAAAACAACAGUUUGUUCUGCCAGUAUUUUACCAUGUAGAUCCGUCAGAAGUCCGAAAACAAGAAGGAAGUUUUGGAAAAGCAUUAGCUAAACAUCAAGAGAGGUUCAAUAAAGAUCCGAAGGUGCAGAGGUGGAAGGAAGCCCUACAAGAGGUUGGCAGUUUGGCUGGAAAACAUUUGGAAGACGGGAAUGAAUAUGAAUUUAUGCAUAAAAUCAUUCAAUGGGUGGACUCAAAAAUAGUUAAAUCUACAUACAAGUUAGACAUUGCUGAAUAUCCAAUUGGACUAGAGUCUCAUCUAAAAGACUUGAAUACUAAAUUAAGAAUUGGAAGGAAUGACAUUACACUUGUGAUAGGGAUUUAUGGAAUUGGGGGAGUUGGUAAAACAACUAUUGCCAAAGCUUUCUUUAACUCAAUUGGAAACCAAUUUGAAGCUAGAUGUUUUCUAGAAAAUGUUAGAGAGAUUUCUUGUCAAGUGAACGGUCUGGUCAAACUGCAAGAAAAACUUCUUCGUAAGCUGUUAGGAAAUUCUGGAAGUUUUGAUAUUGGCAGUGUUGGAGGUACUAAUGAUAUAAAGGAUAGGCUUUGCUCUAAAAAGAUACUUCUAAUUCUUGAUGAUGUGAAUGAGUUGAGCCAAUUACAAGGAUUAGCUGGAGAUAAAAAUUGGUUUGGUCCAGGAAGCAGAAUAGUAAUAACAACAAGAGAUCAACGUCCACUAACUUGUCAUAAUCAAGUUGAUUCAACAUACGAAGUGCAGGGAUUGGAUGACAACCAAGCUAUUCAGCUAUUUAGUUGUCAUGCAUUUAAAAGUGACAGGCCAGUUGAAAGUUAUGUAGAACUCACAAAACGUAUAAUAGAUUAUGCUAAGGGCCUUCCACUAGCUCUUACAGUGCUUGGUUCAGCUUUGUAUAAUAGAAAUAUAGAACAAUGGAAAAGUGAAUUGGAAAAGUAUGAAAUAAGUCCUCACAAGGAUAUUUAUGAAAUUCUUAAAAUAAGCUAUGACGGACUGGAUGAUAAUGAAAAGGAUAUUUUCCUUGACAUUGCAUGUUUCUUCAAGGGGAAGUCUGUUGAAUAUGUCAUGAAAAUACUAGACAGUUGUCGUUUUUCAUCAUCUAGUGGCAUUCCAAAGCUUCAAGAAAAGUGUCUCAUCAAUAUUAAUCAUGAUGAUCAUUGUGUGGAGAUGCAUGACUUGUUGCAAGAAAUGGGUAAAGAAAUUGUUCGACAAGAAUCACCUAAAAAAGCUGGCAAACGUAGUAGAUUGUGGCUUCAUGAAGAUGUUCGGCGUGUAUUAGAAGCAAAUACGGCAACAGACAAAAUUGAAGCGAUGUUGUUAGAUUUUCCUGUAGGCCAUGACAAGAUAGACUUGCAUCCCGAUGCAUUUGGGAAGAUGAGCAAUCUUCGAUUGUUUAUAAACGAGAAUGCACAAUUUUCUACAGGACCAAACUAUCUCUCUAAUCAGAUAAGAUUGCUUUAUUGGCCUCACUAUCCUUCCUCAUCUUUGCCUUCUAAUUUUCGUGGAGAUAAUCUCGUUGAAUUUCAAAUGUCUCAUAGCCUCGUCAAGGAGUUAGACGGCCUAAAAUUCAAGAACUUGACUGAUAUGCAAUUAUGGAGAUGUGAAUUCAUAACAAGAAUUCCUGAUCUUUCAAGUAGCCCAAAUUUAAAGAAUUUGGAUCUUGAAGAGUGUAGUAACUUAGUUGAGGUUCAUGAUUCCGUUGGAUUACUUGAUAAGCUUGAGUAUUUUAAUGUUGAGGGAUGCUGCAAGCUUAGGAUUUUGCCGAAAAGAUUCAAGUUGAGAUCUCUAAGUAAUUUUGAUUUUGCUCAUUGCUUAAGUCUUGAAGACUUUCCAGAGAUUGAAUGUGAAAUGGAAUUUUUACGAAGUUUACUUCUUUUUGGCACUAGCAUAAAAGAACUACCUUCAUCAAUUAAGAACCUCAAAGGACUUCAAUUCUUCCAUGUAGAAGGCUUCAUUUAUCAGUUGGGAAGUGUACCCAUUUUUAAUGAUGCAGGUUCCUCCUCAAGCUCGAUUUGGAAAUCGCUACAACAUUUAUAUCUUAAAUACUGUUGCCUGUCAGAAUCAAAUUUCUUCACGUAUGUUAAUUACUUCCCCGCUUUGGAGAAAUUAGAUCUAAGUGGGAGUGAUAUUGUUAUCUUUCCACCUCAUCAAGGCGUCAGAUUUCCUAAGUUGCGAUACCUUUGUUUGAACAAUUGCAAGGAACUUAAAGAAGUUUUUUUACCUCUUCCAUCGAGUAUAAGAGAUGUGCGUAUAGGAAGGGUUUGCAGCAUUUUCGAAGUCAGCAUUGUCGAAGUCGACGGUUAUUCACAACCAAUUAUAAACAUUGGAAAGGUGGAGAAGGAGAAUGGUAUACAAUCCACGUCAUCUAUUGUGUCUACAGGCGAAUAUGAAAUUGCAUCAACUACUCCGACAAAUUCAAGCAUUUUUAAUGAUGCAGGUUCCUCCUCAAGCUCGAUUUGGGAAUCGCUAGAAUAUUUAUAUCUUCAAUACUGUUGCCUGUCAGAAUCAAAUUUUUUCACGUAUGUUAAUUACUUCCCCGCUUUGGAGAGCUUAGAUCUAAGUGGGAGUGAUAUUGUUAUCUUUCCACCUCAUCAAGGCGUCAGAUUUCCUAAGUUGAAACACCUUUAUUUGAACGAGUGCAAGGAACUUAAAGAAGUUUUUUUACCUCUUCCAUCGAGUAUAAGAAGUGUGAGUAUAAGAAGGGUUUGCAGCAUUGUCAAAGGCAGUAUUGUCGAAGUCGACGGUUAUUCACAACCAAUUAUAAACAUUGGAAAGGUGGAGGAGGAGGAUGGUAUACAAUCCACGUCAUCUAUUGUGUCUACAGGCGAAUAUGAAAUUGCAUCAACUACUCCGACAAAUUCAAGCAUUUUUAAUGAUGCAGGUUCCUCCUCAAGCGCGAUUUGGAAAUCGCUACAAGAAUUAUAUCUUGAAUACUGUUGCCUGUCAGAAUCAAAUUUCUUCACGUAUGUUAAUUACUUCCCCGCUUUGGAGAAAUUAGAUCUAAGUGGGAGUGAUAUUGUUAUCUUUCCACCUCAUCAAUACUGCAUAUUUCCUAAGUUGCGAGACCUUUGUUUGAACAAUUGCAAGGAACUUAAAGAAGUUUUUUUACCUCUUACUUUACCUCUUACUUUACCUCGUCCACCGAGUGUAAGGAGUAAAAUAAGCUUUUGCAGAGUUUGCAGAGUUUGCGCUCGUGGAUGCACGUCAUUGGAAAGAUUUGCACUACCAUCUAAAAUGCUAACUAACAACAAUGGAAGGGAUUUUUCUAUCAACCUAGACAUUGAUUUGUACGGAUGCCAUAAACUGCUUGUGAUUCCUUCAUGGGAAGAGGGAUUUCAAAGUUUGGCAUACCCAGCACUUGAUCCACGAAGUGGUAUUAGCAUUAUAUUACCAGGAAUGAAGAUUCCAAGCUGGUUCAGCUAUCGCAUGGAGGCCCGUGAUAGUAAUCUGUGUGAAAUAGAUAUUAAUCCACCGCAUCAUUGGAAUGGCAUAGAUGAAAUUCUUGUGAUCUCUGUUGUUUUUGGAUUCAGAUCAGUUGGGAUCAAUGAGCCAAGAAUGGAGAUGGAUUCUUUUUUUUUGAUGAAUAGAAUGGAGAUGGAUUCUACAAUUGAUGUUCAAAUCCUUGAUGGCUCGGAUUGGAGGAACUUACAGCGUCGUAUAUUUAUGGGCUUUCAUCGGACGGACUUCUCAGACCAUUUAUGGAUGCAGGGGAUACUCUAUUACAGAAAACAAGUGGACGUUUCAAGGAUUAGAUUUAAAUGUCAGUCAAAGGUCGUGGUCUUUAAAAGUGUUGGGAUCCAUUUCCAAAAGAUGCAUGAAGAGAACUAUUCCAGUAGUGAAGAAGCCAGUAGUGAUGAAAAAGGUGACAGAUGUCUUGAUUUAAUGGAUGAAAAAAGGCCGGAUUCUUCAACCAUGGGCAUCACAAUAACGGAAUUAGAGAAUGAAGAUGAGUAUCCAAAGGAAGAUAUGGAUUUAGAGCUUAAACUUGGUUACCCUUUUUCGGAAUUGGAGAAUGACGAUGAGAAUCCAAAUGAAGAUUUGGAAUUAGAGAAAGAUGAUGAGAAUCCGAAGGAAAUACUUGGUAAGAGGCAUCGUGAUGAUGAAUAUGAUUGCAACAUGGAACCCAAUAGGUGCCCUCAACAAAAGAGGCCGCAUAUAUAUUCUUCAACCAUGGGCACAAUAACGGAAGUAGAGAAUGACUUAAACUUGGAUUUAGAGCUUAAACUUGGAUUGGUCUGACGUAAAAAGGGAUAUGAUUCAAUUCCAGCAGAGUUUCUUGACCCAAAAGCCAAAAGGCCUGAUGGGACGAAAAAGAGGAUGUGGAAUAAGGAAAACCUCCACGGUACCUAACCCAGCAUAUAAAGGACCAUGGAAGCACAAGGACCGUAUCAUUCUUGGAGCAGAUACAAGAACCAUUGAAGGACCCCUAAUCACUGAAAAGAACUGUGAAAAGAUUCAUCAUAUGGCACCAAACAUAUAUUGUUGUGGAGUAGGAACUACUGCCGAUACAGAGGCAAUAACAGGUCAGUUCACAACUGGACGUUAUGAAGAAUCACCAUCAUGAAGAAUCACCUUUUCAAGUGAAGUUUCAUUUGUUGCAAACCAAGAAAUGAAGGUUGCAUUUGAGUUGAUGUUACUGGACGUCAUCUGCAUACUGAGAAAGAAUAAUCAGAUGUAUCAAGUCAUGUCAGAAGUUUUGUAGAAACAAUAUUGUGGUUGCUUUCCUUUUAUGUAUAUAUAUAUAUUAUAAAUUUGUCGGGUUUGGUUUAUGAUUGUUUAUAAUGCGUUUGAACUAAAAUGACAUUUUAGUAGAACAUUUAUUUUUACCAUUUGCACAGAAAUGAUAUGACCAAGACAAUGGUGUCCAACAUAUCUUA
Molecule: messenger RNA, 5367 nt
Organism: Carya illinoinensis
Lineage: Eukaryota; Viridiplantae; Streptophyta; Magnoliopsida; Fagales; Juglandaceae
Product: disease resistance protein RUN1-like
Exons: 10
Coding region: 179-4729 (1516 amino acids)
Biological process (GO): signal transduction; defense response
Molecular function (GO): ADP binding
Source: RefSeq, a predicted model, not a curated record